AGAAGGGGCUUGGAGUGAAUAAUAACAAUCAUUUGCCCCUUCGUCCAAAGAGCUCACAAAACUUUGCUGGCACUAACUUGUUCAGUCUCACAGGUCCCUGUGCGCUGGGUGGGUGAGUGCCAUUCCCAUUCGACAUAUAGGGAAGGGCCCCACAGUGGGUGAAGCUGAAGAUAGAACCAAGGAAUCCUGUCUGUCUGUUUGCCCCAGCACUAACCACCUGACCACUCUUCCAGAGCCAAGAAGAGAGCCCGGGAGUCCUAACUCUUGGCCCUGGCUCUCACCACAAGACCAGGCUGCCUUCCCUGCAGCCCAGAGAGUUCUGCUUUGAGUGCUGGCCGAAAGGAUCAUGAUUUAAAUAGUAACAAUGACAAGUAACACAGUAAAAGUUGAUGAAAAUAGAAGUAAGCGUAGAAAGGAGAUGGAGAAUGAAGCUUCAGAAAGUCCUCAGUUGUCCUCCCUGGAAAGACCAGACUUGGCUCUUUCUGAAAGCUCACAGUCACUUUACAAACCUGAAGCACUGGAAAAGGUUUUAAAUGUUCUAAAGGACGUUCUGCCGAGCCCACAACAGGAGCCGGUCACCUUCAGCAACCGGAAGGGUUUGCAAUGCAUCUCCCCACUAAUGAGAAGUGUGGAAGAGACUCCUCAGCCCAUCCUGACAAAGGUCAAAGGGCACAUUCCCAAGUGGCUUACUGGCAGCCUGCUAAGGAACGGGCCUGGGAAGUUUGAGUUUGGAGAGGAGAAAUUUAACCAUUGGUUUGAUGGCAUGGCCCUGCUGCAUCAGUUCCAACUGGAAAAUGGCAUCGUGACUUACAGGAGCAAGUUCCUGCAGAGUGAUUCCUAUGUGACUAACAGCCGGCACAAUCGGAUCGUGGUCUCGGAGUUUGGAACCCUGGCUAUGCCGGACCCGUGCAAGAGCAUCUUUGGGCGCUUCAUAUCAUGGUUUGAGAUGCCACGGCCAAUGGAUAACUCUAGUGUGAACUAUGUGGUGUACAAGGGAGACUAUUAUGUCAGCACUGAGACCAACUUCAUGCGCAAAGUGGAUCCAGAAACUCUGGAAACCAAGGAGAAGGUGGACUGGAGCAAAUUCGUUGUGGUGAAUGGAGCAACAGCCCAUCCACAUUAUGAGCCUGAUGGGACAGCAUACAACAUGGGCAACUCUUAUGGGAAACAUGGUUCCAGCUAUAACAUUAUUCGGAUUCCUCCGCAGAAGUCAAACCGCGAUGACACUUUGCAGGGAGCAAAAGUUUUGUGCUCCAUCGCUCCAGCUGAGAAGAUGAAACCCUCCUACUAUCACAGCUUUGGAAUGAGUGAGAACUACGUGGUCUUCACUGAGCAGCCCAUCAAGAUUAAUCUGUGUCGGGUCAUCACAUCCAAGUUCCUUGGGAAGCCCAUUGCUGAUGGGAUAAACUGGGAGCUGCAGUACAAAACCCGCUUCCACGUGGUGAAUAAGCACACGGGAGAGCUGCUUCUGGGGCAGUUUUACAGCAAGCCCUUUGCUGCUUUCCAUCAUAUCAACGCCUUUGAAGAUCAGGGCUGUGUGGUCCUUGACCUCUGCUGCCAGGAUGACGGAGGGAGCCUACAAACUUACCAGCUCCAAAACCUGCGCAAAGCUGGGGAGGGUCUGGAUCAGAUCUAUAACUCGAUAGCCAGAGCUUUCCCCCGCCGCUUUGUUCUACCACUGAAUGUGGAUUCAAGCGUGCCCGUGGGACAGAACCUCAGCCCCUUGUCCUACACGUCAGCGAGUGCUGUGAAAGAGGUGGAUGGGACGGUCUGGUGCAUGCAUGAAAAUCUCCAUUCCGAGGACCUGGAGGAGGUAGGGGGCAUGGAGUUCCCCCAGAUUAACUACUCGCGGUGCAACGGCAGGAAGUACCGCUUCUUCUACAGCUGCGGCUUUCGGCACCUGGUGGGAGAUUCGCUGAUCAAGAUGGAUACAGAAACCAAGAAAAUGAAGAUUUGGCAAGAGGAUGGAUUCUAUCCUUCGGAGCCUGUGUUUGUGCCAGUGCCUAAAGCCACUGCAGAAGACAGUGGAGUCCUUCUGUCUGUAGUGGUCACACCGUCGCAGAACCAAAACACUUUCCUGCUUGUCCUGGAUGCAGAGACCUUCAGCGAACUGGGCCGCGCAGAAGUCCCAGUGCAAAUGCCUUAUGGAUUCCAUGGCAUCUUUGUCCCACGUUAAUGGAGAAGCCAGCUACUUCGUACUAGAAGCUCAGUGUGAAUCUCUGCUUUUCCUUUCCUUUCGCUCUUGCAUUGUGCCUUUGGUGAAGGAACUGCCUCUGUAGCCCCCAAGCCUGUUCUCUGUGCUGCUGCAAUAUUAUUAAUACGUAGUGAAUGGGUCUGAAGCUAAUACUGCGCAAGGCAAUAGCACCUUCUCCAGAAGAGCCCACUGCCUUGGCUCACUCCACUGUCCUGCUCUGCCGAUCUGCUGUAACCCCCAUGCUGCCAUGAGCUGGGCAGGCAAGGGAGGCAGCAGGUGCCCAGAGAGCCCACUUCUUCCCAGCACCAAUGUGCUCUGAGCGGGAGAGGCCAGUCAGCAGCUCUGCUCAGAGUGGUGGCUUUGGCUGUAGUGCACAAAGCAAAAGGCAAGACAGGAUCAAGGGAAGGAGGGAAAAUUGCCUCUUCCGAGUCCCAAGUGUGCCACUGCUUCUUCAGGAAACUGUCUCAACUCAGCCAGGAAGAGCAGAGAGGGUGCUGCCCCACUUGGCAGCUGGAAAAGGUCAGUUCCAGUUUGUGCAAACAUCACAACUCAAAGAAAAAGGAUGACACCUUUCUCCAUGCUGUCAUUGAAACCCUGCAUAUGUUAAACCAUGCCAUUGCCACGCACCCCUAGUGCAACCAGUGUGGGUCAAACACCCCUCUAUUGUGUCCCUGCCACGCCCUCUGGUGAAACCAGCAUGGGGCAAACACACCUUGACAUGUGCCCACAGCAAAACUAGUGUGAGUCAAACAUGCCCCUGACACCUUCCCGGUAUGUCCCCCAGUGAAACCAGCAUGGAUCAAACAUGCCUCUGACACACCCCUGCUACACCCCCCAGUGCAACCAGCAUGAGUCAAAUGCCCCUACCAUGCACCCACCCCAGUGAAACCAGCAAGAAUCAAAUAUGCCCCCACACCACAUCCUGUCGUGAAAUCAGCGUGGGUCAAACACAUCCCUGUCACACCCCCAUUAUACCCCUGACAAUCCACAGUGAAACCAGCAGGUGACAAACACAGCUAUUUUUAUUUUUCUGCUUAGGCACACACAGAGGGCAUUGCAUUAAUUGACCUUCCGCCGGUCAAAUAUAACUGUCAUUCAUUCAUCUUUCAGAUAGAUUGGCAAGUCUCUUAUGCUCAGAUGCUUUAGUUGUGGUGGGAUGGGUGAAGAGGGAAUGGGUUGGUUGGUUGGUUGUGGAGGCCACAUGCAGCAGCUUAUCUGUCUGGCCGUACUAAUAAAAGACUGCUCACCGUGAUUGGUACCUGGGGAACGGGCUCCACUUCUUGCUCAGGGACUUCUUGGGUCAUACAUUUUAAAGGCCAGAAGGGACCAUUAUGAUCAUCUCUUCUGAGCUCCUCCAUAACAUAGAGGGCCCCACCCAGACAUUUCUGCAGUUGUUCAUGCUUAUGCAGGUGCAAGGGCGCAGAAAUCCAGUACCUGGGCAUGUAUUGCUUCAGAAAUACUACACUACCCCCCUUCCCUGAAUAAAGAGCCCAGCCUCCGCCCCUGGACUUUGGCGGCUGGCGUUCACUACACACAAGCUAGGCUGCUCUGCUGUGUACCUAGCUCCAAAGCAGCAUGUAGGCCAAAUAAAGAAACAGAUUACUGAAUUAGCACAGUAA
Molecule: messenger RNA, 3813 nt
Organism: Mauremys mutica (yellowpond turtle)
Lineage: Eukaryota; Metazoa; Chordata; Testudines; Geoemydidae
Product: beta,beta-carotene 9',10'-oxygenase-like
Exons: 14
Coding region: 365-2176 (603 amino acids)
Biological process (GO): retinal metabolic process; carotene catabolic process
Cellular component (GO): mitochondrion
Molecular function (GO): carotenoid dioxygenase activity; beta-carotene 15,15'-dioxygenase activity
Source: RefSeq, a predicted model, not a curated record